AUGAAAGAUAACGGAGCUUAUGACCUCUGUGCUAUUCAACACAGAGAUGCUUAUCUUUUAAAAGGAGCACAUAGAGGUCCGGCAUUUUGUCCGUGGCAUAGAGAACUUCUCAAAAGAUUUGAAAUACUGCUUAGGGAAGCUGCGGAUCAGACUAUGAAAACAACCGAUGUUUGUUUGCCGUAUUGGGAUUCGACUUUGGAGAGGCAAUUGCCUACACCUAAGGAUUCUUUAUUAUUCACCGAACUUGUAAAAUUAUUAAAUAUAAAUCAGAAUUAA
This is a messenger RNA of Meloidogyne enterolobii, 276 nucleotides long. NCBI's taxonomy places the organism in Eukaryota, Metazoa, Nematoda, Chromadorea, Rhabditida, Meloidogynidae. The record is from the annotation of a GenBank genome assembly.